Bombus terrestris (buff-tailed bumblebee) is the source of this 5444-nucleotide messenger RNA. RefSeq names its product RNA-binding protein Musashi homolog 2 (gene msi). The transcript is spliced from 4 exons. Lineage: Eukaryota; Metazoa; Arthropoda; Insecta; Hymenoptera; Apidae. Gene Ontology annotation, cellular component: cytoplasm. The coding region runs from base 1152 to 2261 and encodes 369 amino acids. The record is from RefSeq and is a predicted model, not a curated record. Gene Ontology annotation, molecular function: RNA binding.
UCUCCGUGCUAGAGAUCCCUUCGCCUAUCCCCUCUCUGGCUGCCACGGGUUUCCCCCACCAAUAGGUCGAAGAGGCGAGCGCACAGCUGCCACACUGUGAAGUGCGAGGACUGGAGAGACGCGCAGCGACGCCGUUAUCGUCUAGCCGGUCGUUUGGACUAACCUACAAAACUGUCGUGGAAAGAAGAAAGGGGGGUCGAGAGAGAAAGAAGGAAAGAAGAAAGCCGACCGUGAGAGGGAGAGGGAGAAAGAGAGUGGCCGGCGUGCGUUUCUCGUGUUUUCCGGUUCUCGCGGUGACUCGCGUCUUAUCAAUCGUGGGUGCUGUUACCGCGUCGAAAGCCGGUCCUCAAGUCGCGCGGCUCGUCGUUCCUGUCAUCACGACUCGCCGUUCGUUUCUUUCAGUUACUUCGUAUGCGCAGGCAAAAGUCAGCGACAGCCUGUUCGAAUACCGGCGUAGCAGAGAGACCCUUUGUCUCGAAGAGUCGGCUUGUUCGAGUUGGCCGAUGUGUGCGGUUCUAAUUCGCGAAUAUUAGCCGGUCCUGGUUGCUGUGUUUUGGCGGUACUGUGAUUUAGGUACCGAGAGAGGCAGCCCGUAACGCACGGUCGCGCGUCAUCGUGGCCCACCGACGCGACAUCCUCGUCGUUUGGUUAUAUUCGUAUCGUCACGACCUUGAACUUGUGCGUCUAUAUAUCGUAUCGAGUGGUUGUGUGUGGUUCGUUUAACCUGUGACGUCGAGACAUAGUGCGAGGAGAAGGUAAAAGAGAAGGUACACCGAGAAGAAUCUACCGGUUGAGAACCGAACGACGACAAGGAUCCUGGAAGCGACCGCGUCCAACAAUGUUUCCCUAUACGACAUUCCCGGCAGUAGGGCUUUCCACGAUUCUUCUCGGGGAAGAGGAUCAGAGGAAAGAGGGGAAAAUGAGUUAGAGAGACAGACAAAGGCGCAGAGCAGCAACGGGCCGGGCUACACACGAGACCGAGCACGAGCCUUUUCACCCGAGAACCCCUGUUCCGUCUCUCUUUUUUUCAAGGAUGCAAGUACGAAUCCUGGUCGCCGGUCCUGGUGAACCGACGUUGGACCACCAGGUGCGAACACGAACGACGGACCAACGGUGACCGGGACCCGGUGCUGUAUUGUCUCUCCGCCGGCAUGGAGGCGGCGAACGGUGCGAUCGAACACGAUUUUCACAAUGCCCUGGUGCCUAUAAACGGUAGCCAUUCCGGCAGUUCCGGCAGGAGUACACCGAAUGGCGGCGACCCGGCACCUGGCAAACUCUUCGUCGGUGGCUUGUCUUGGCAGACCAGCAGCGAGAAGCUCAGGGAAUACUUCGGCAUGUUCGGUACCGUCACCGAUGUCCUGAUCAUGAAGGAUCCGGUUACACAGCGUAGUCGCGGCUUCGGUUUCAUCACGUUCGCCGAGCCCGGUAGCGUGGACAAGGUGCUGAAGUGUCCAAUCCACACAUUGGACGGGAAGAAGAUCGACCCUAAACACGCGACACCGAAGAACCGCGCGAAACAGGCGAAUCGCACGAAGAAGAUCUUUGUCGGCGGCGUAAGUCAGGACACUAGUAGCGACGAAGUGAAGGCCUACUUCAACCAGUUCGGCAAGGUGGAGGAAACGGUGAUGCUGAUGGAUCAACAGACGAAGCGGCAUCGUGGCUUCGGAUUCGUCACGUUCGAGAAUGAGGACGUGGUGGACCGCGUGUGCGAGAUCCACUUCCAUACGAUCAAAAACAAGAAAGUCGAAUGCAAGAAGGCUCAGCCCAAGGAGGCGGUUCAGCCAGGCGCGUUGACCCUCGGCAAGAGGGUGGUUUUGGGAGCGUUGGGCGUUCGACUGGCGCCACAGCCUCCACUGCCGGUUGCCGCGGCCUCGCAGAUCGUUGCGGCUCAGGCGCAGGCCCAAGUGCAAGCUGCCGCGGCCGCGGCUGCGGCUGCCCAGGUACAAAACGCCGUCGCCGGAUACGGGAAGCUGUUCGCCAGCAGUUACCCGGCGUUGUCCGCGUAUCGAUACGCGCCAUAUCCAAUCCCGGCGGCGGCGGUCGCCGCAGCCGCGGCCGCAGCAGCGCCGGCCCCAGCUCCGGCUCCACCGGCAGCCGCCGCCGCCGCAGCUGCCGCGGCAGCAGCCACUCCUGCAGCGGCUGCCGCGGCUGCGGCUGCGCCCGCCAAUCCCUACCAGGGAUACUCGCUCACCAACGUCGACAUGUCCAGCUUCCAGGGCGUCGACUGGGGUUCCAUGUAUGGAAUGGGCAUGUACGUUUAAACGCCGUUGCUUCGGUCGUCUUUCACCCAACGUCGGCUCUGCGACCUGAAAUCUUGCGGCGAUCGAGUCUCUGCUGACUCUUCCUCGCGACGCAGAUGUCUUCGUUCCUUCAGAUGAUUCUCGGUUUCUUUUCCUCUUUCUCGCCGAUUCAAUACUUCUCUGGCUGCCACUUUGAAAAAUGCUUCGCAUUUGAGUCAGCGCGAAAACUUUCGCCAUCGUCUUCCCGUUGAACGAAUAAAAAUGUCUGCUGUCCUUUGUGUAAUCGGUUACCAGUUCUACAUUUCUUUUUGCUUUUGUCACGUAUUUGCGUUACGUGUUAGAUAUACCGAGAAUUUAUACGUUGAGAAGGAUGAGUCGUAGAAAGCGAUUCGAGAGAAAGAAACGAGAAAAAAGCGGAUACGGACAUAAACUCGAAAGGGUCGCAGAGUCCGAGGUGGUGUCCCCGACUAGGGCGUGAGGACUUCCCAGCCCAAAAACCGAAGACAUUUUUCUUGCGUUUACUACUCGUCGUUAUCGCUUGCCGAUUAAUUUAUUAGCGAGAGAAUGUGAGAGGCAGCGAGGACGAGAGGCAGAACAAUUGUAUGUAUGUGUGCAUAUGUAAAAGAGAAACAAGUCGCGCGUAAUUCGAUCGCAUCGCAUAUUUUGUUGCGAUAACCUUGCAUCCUUCGUUCGCGAAUUUUCGUAUAUAUUUUUCUUUUCCUUUCCUAUUUCCUUCAUUUUCAAUUUCUUUGAUUUCGUCCAUCGUAAUUGUUUCACGCGUUCCACGAUAUUCUCGCCACACAUUCGGUUCCUAGUUAGAUUAGCAUGGUCCCUGCUACGCGCGACGUUGUUCAACCGCGCUCGCUCGUAUGCUAAUUAAUUACUUAAUUAUUUAAACGAUAUAGGCGGUCAUUUCGCGACCGUUCCACUCUCAAGGAUCUCGACCACGAAGCAAUAAAACAGGGGAGGUAGAAUGAGAAACAGAGAGAAAGAGGACGAGACAUUUGGAUGUGUUACACCGUGAACGAACGACCUCGCGAGCCCGAUUACUCACUGGAUUCGUUCGCUUUGCUUUUCUUUUCGACGUUUCUUUCGUCGGUUCUAUCCUAUAUCCUAUUUUGUCGAUUUGCAAAAAAUCACGGGGCGACGUUGUUGGCAAACCCGAACGAAAGCACGUGGAAAAGGAACGCUCCACGUUGUAAAGGGCGACACGAUCGCGGUCCGCGACACCCCUUUCUUCCGCUCCAGAGAACGAGGCAGUUCUCCUGUUUGUCGCGCGACAUACUCCUCCGCCUCGGUCAAAGUGCCAAACGAAGCAUAUGUGGAAACGUUCUAGCUGUUCGUCUGUCUAUUUCUCUCUUCGCCCAUCCGUUUGUCAGCUUUCGUCGCGAUCUCGGCUAACUUUUCUCUUCCCUUUUUUUGCCCUUUUUUUCUCUUGUUUUGUCUCCGUUUUAGUUGCUGCGCGCUUUCGUUCGGUGAACGACUGUUCGCGCGUUCGGUCACACGGUCGCAAACGCGCACGGUCAACCACGCGUACACGUAGAGAGAAAAAGCAGGCGUGCGAAACAGGCGUUACACGGGACGCGUUUAAAUAAGAUAGCGCAUAGGUAUACAUAUAUUUUUCUUCGAGUAACGGAAGACAAUAUUUCUCCAUCGCGCGAGUAGCACGAGCAACCCGCGAUUCAACCGCGAUAUACAGAGAAAGGGAAGGAGAAAAGAGAAAAGAAAACACAUUUCUGAGGGAUACUCGUUUCUAGGUGUACUAGAGUCGCGAGCAACGCGACCAAGAUAACAGGAACCCAAGAUUGAGAUUAGCUCAGCGUUAAUUAAGCGAUCCUAGUUGUAAGUUUCAAGCAGAUUAAGACUAGAAUUUUAAGGAGUUCGAAACAAAACGAGUCGAUACUUAAUUUAUACCUAUCCGUAGGCGUCACGCUGUUCUCGUUUUCGCGACCAGGAAUCGAUCGAGGCGGCUGCUUCCGCGGCUCGAUCUUCCGCCGCUUUCGAUCGACUCGCACCUUUCCAUCGGUGUAUUCGUCUCGCGUCUCUUUGUCAUCGAUCCUUCGCUCUCUGACCAACUUUUUUUCGUUCGUGAAAAUUUGUUUCUUUUCCCUUUCACCUCAUUCUCCCUUUGCUCUUCCGCCUUUCUUUCCUUUUUCUAUCGACGCUAUCACGAACGACCAUUUUCCUCGACAAUUGAUAAAAUAUCAUUUUUGUCACAUUUAUAGGAACAUGUAGUAAACUGAGAUAGUUGAUUUUUCUCGAAUCUCUAAAUAAUGGUAGAGAUACGUCAAUGCUUAAUUCUCACGUGGCGUCACCCGGAUGCCGUAGCGUUAAAAAUACUACGUCGAGUGGAUAUUGUCGAUGCAGAAACGCGAAGGAUCGACCGAGCAGACGAGACAACAGACGAGUCUCCGCAAAGACUUGGAUUGACGAUCGCGAUCUGCGAUUCUUCUAUUUAUUUAUGAUACCGUUCUAAUUCGCGAACGAUUGGGCGGAAGAUGGUCGGACGAAACGGUCCCGCGCAUGCAGACGUCACGAUUCGCCGCUAGCAAACGACGAGAGAAAGAGAGAGAGAGAGAGAGAGAGAGAGAGAGAGAGAGUGGUCGUCGGCGAGAGGAACGCGAUGCCGCGAAACAAAUGUGAGAAACUUCGAGCAAUAAGCGAUCUACUGAAACUGUAAGCUGUGUAUUAUUUAAGUUUAACGAGAUACGAUAAGCGUGACGACACGAAUCGAGUGAGAAAAAGAAAAAAAAGAAAAAAAAAAGGGAGACGAUAAUCUGUACGCGUAAAGAGAUAUUUAAAGGAAAGGGACUCACCGCUCCGGCGAACAAAGAAAAAGAAAAAAAAAGAAAACGGCGCGGCGAAAACGUGUUAUAGCGGAGCGGGAGAAGUUCGAGGAAAGAAUCCUCUUUCAAACGACAAGUAAUAUUCUUUAGUGAUAUAUACUUUAAACAUAUACUUAAUAUGUACCGUAAUAUUAACGACGACAAAGCUCGCGAGUGAUAUUUAUGACUUAUAAGAUGGUACUUAGAUAAAUAAGAAACAAAAAAAAAAUUUGAAAGAGAGAGUGGGAGUGUGAGCACGCGUGAGAGUGUGAGGAAGUAAAAGAGUUAGCGAAUGUAUGGAAGAGAGAGAGUGAGAUAACGGAGCACGCCUUAAUACGAGAAAUCGCGGAAACAGGUACGCGUGCACGCGUGCGCGUAA